Messenger RNA from Nymphaea colorata (pocket water lily), 998 nucleotides. Its product is annotated as paired amphipathic helix protein Sin3-like 6. Gene Ontology annotation, biological process: regulation of DNA-templated transcription. The coding region runs from base 291 to 698 and encodes 135 amino acids. The transcript has 3 exons. Gene Ontology annotation, molecular function: transcription corepressor activity. NCBI's taxonomy places the organism in Eukaryota, Viridiplantae, Streptophyta, Magnoliopsida, Nymphaeales, Nymphaeaceae. The record is from RefSeq and is a predicted model, not a curated record.
AAAAACUAGUUAAAAGCAGCAAUCUCUCUCUCGCUCAUCCUUUUAAGUGGCCUUCUUUGAAGAUGAUCAACCAUCUUUAACUCGUACUCCUUCUUCCUGACUCAGUUUUCUCAUACUUUGGAGACUAAUCCAAUGUUUGGAGAACGCUUUUCUUCCUCUAUUUAACUAUUUUCAGUACUCUCUCUCUCUCUCUCUGCGGGCAGCUUGCUUGAGGCAGAAGUGGGGACGAACGGUGAGGAUCGAGCGGGUUAGUGGGUAGUCGAGUGGAUCGAAGGUGUAGCAGAGGGAAGAUGGGUGCUUAUGAUCGGAAGAUCAGAAAGAGGUCACGGGAAGGGGAGAGCUCCAUGACCGCUUCCGCCUUCAAGCGGCAGCCUCAUAUUGCCGCAGGGGUUCAAAGACCAACUCUUGAAGAAGCCUUAUCGUACGUGACACUGGUGAGGGAGACGCUUCACCUUCACCACAAGAUGGAAAGAUACAGACAGUUCAUCGAAUUACUCUUAGAACACAGCAAGGGAAGGAUUGACAUAUCUGGCGUGGUUAUUGUGCUCAAAGACUUGUUUAGUGAGCAUAGGAACCUCAAGUUGGGUUUCCUCAAAUUCUUGCCCCCCGGCUACAAGCUCGAGUUGCUCAGGAACGACUACCGCCCACAGCUCAAACCAUUUGUUUGGAGGCCUUCUGAAUGUAGCACCAACCAAUAGUCACGACGCCUGUUCUUUUGCUGCAUGUAGGGCUGUGAACAAGGUUGGACUGUACUCUCAGCCUCGACUCAGAGUAGACUCAGAGUAGACGCAGGAUAAUCAGGCAUUGGGAGUGGAUGCCAAUAUAGUUCAUAAGGUUUCUAGAUGGAUGUACAUCCAACUUCAAUGGACUUCACAAGACAGUUUUACUUUUAGCAUUUCACCUAAUCUGAUUUGUGCAUUCCAUGGAGUUUCAGCUUAAAUUUGGAAUACAAAUAGUUUAGAUUUGGAUAAGAUAUGACAAUGUCAAAUCUAGUUUGG